Neltuma alba is the source of this 2404-nucleotide messenger RNA. RefSeq names its product receptor-like protein 4. NCBI's taxonomy places the organism in Eukaryota, Viridiplantae, Streptophyta, Magnoliopsida, Fabales, Fabaceae. The record is from RefSeq and is a predicted model, not a curated record. The transcript is spliced from 9 exons. The coding region runs from base 166 to 2076 and encodes 636 amino acids. Gene Ontology annotation, molecular function: protein binding.
ACUAGUAAAUUUCCAGUCGUGCAGGAGAAAGGCUUGCUCUGCAAAAAGUGCAGACACGUCCCUGUGAAUUCUCUCGUUCUUGCUUUCAUGGAGCUCUGAAGAAAGCGACCGUAAAGAAGAAGGCGAUCGAGGAGAGUAAGAGAGAGAGUCAAGGAACAGAGCACAAUGCGGAGAUAUCUCCUGUUAUGGAUGAUCAUCUUCUGCUUGGAUUUUACUCUCUGUUUCUCUCGUCCAGGACGAGCACCAUUUGCUAUGCGCAUAAGCUGUGGAGCUCAACAGGAUUCUCAAACAAAACCGACAAAAACCCGCUGGCGUAAGGACUUCGGAUAUACUGGAGGAAUAGCCGCUAAUGGAACACGUCCAAGCUACAUCUCCCCUCCGCUUAGAAGCCUCCGCUAUUUCCCGUUGUCCGAAGGUCCUCAAAAUUGCUACAACAUUAAUGGUGUGCCAAAGGGGCACUACUCAAUCAGGAUCUUCUUUGGAAUUGUUUUACAACACAGUGUUAUGAAUGAACCACUUUUUGAUAUCUCGAUUGAUGGCACCCAAAUUCAUUCUUUAAAACCAGGUUGGACCAAUGAGGAUGAUCAAGUAUUUUCAGAAGCUCUCGUGUUUCUCACUAAUGGUUCUGUUUCUGUCUGUUUUCAUAGCACGGGUCAUGGAGAUCCAGCAAUCCUUUCAAUUGAGAUUCUUGAAAUUGAUGAAAAAGCUUAUUAUUUUGGUCCACAAUGGGGUCAAGAGAUAAUGCUUAGAACAGUUAAAAGACUGAGUUGUGGUUAUGGACAGUCAAAAUUUGACAUUGAUUACAACGGGGAUCCCUGGGGAGGGGACAGAUUUUGGAAACACAUUCAAACUUUCGGUCAGGGUUCUGAUCAACCGAGAUCUGUUGAGAAUAAGAUAAAAAAUGCUUCACUGCCACCAAACUUCUAUCCAGAAUCCCUUUAUCAAUCAGCACUCGUUAGUACCGAUAGUCAGCCUGAUUUAACAUAUACGAUGGAUGUGGAUCCCAACAGAAACUACUCUAUUUGGUUACAUUUUGCAGAGAUUGAUAAUUCCGUGACAGCUGCAGGGCAAAGAGUGUUUGACGUAAUGAUUAAUGGUCAUGUUGUCCUCAGAGAUGUAGACAUUAUAAAUAUGAGUGGGGAUCGUUAUUCUGCUCUUGUGCUCAAUGCAACCGUUUCUGUUGAUGGGAGGACUUUGACAAUAACCUUGCGCCCAACAGGAGAUAGCCAUGCCAUAAUCAGUGCCAUCGAGAUAUUUGAGAUUAUUAUGACCGAAUCGACAACUUUAUCAGAGGAAGUUAGGGCUUUACAAACAUUGAAGGCGGCUUUGGGGCUUCCGUCCAGAUUUGGGUGGAAUGGUGAUCCGUGUGUUCCUCAAGAGCAUCCAUGGACCGGGGCAGAUUGCCUAUUAAACAAAAGUAUUGGCAAAUGGGUCAUUGAUGGACUUGAUCUUAACAAUCAAGGUCUGAAGGGUUUCUUGCCGAAUGACACAUCCAGACUGCAAAACCUAAACACCUUGAAUUUGAGCGGAAACAGCAUUCAUGGAGCUAUUCCCUCCACACUUGGAGCAAUUACUAGUUUGGAAGUUCUGGACCUGUCCUACAACCUCUUCAAUGGAUCAAUUCCAGAAAGCCUUGGGCAGUUGACUUCUUUACAAAGAUUGAAUCUUAAUGGAAACUCCCUGUCUGGAAGAGUCCCUGAAGCACUUGGAGGAAGGCUUUUGCAUAGAGCUAGCUUCAAUUUCACUGACAACCCAGGUCUGUGUGGUAUCCCCGGAUUACCCACAUGCGGAACUCACCUUUCUGCUGGCGCUAAAGUUGGCAUUGGCUUAGGUGUUUGCUUUGCAUUUCUAUGUCUUGUUACCUGUUCAGUUUGUUGGUGGAAAAGGCGGCAAAAUAUUCUCCGAGCUAAGCAAAUUGCUGCAAGGGCAGCUCCAUAUGCAAAAGCAAGGACCCAUUUAUCUGAUAUCCAGUUGACAAAGCAUCAUCCCCACCCCCACCACCACCAUCACCACCACCACCACCAUCAUGGUAAUUCCCGCACUGCAGCUGAGAACGGCCCUAUAUUGCUAUCAUGAUCUCAUCUCAUCCUUUUCAUACAUCGUCAGCUCCAAGUAUUACUCUAUCUCCUCACUCCCAUAUUUUUUUCCCCUCCCAAAUCCAAGAAACUCCCUCCUAUAUUGGCUGAUCAUGUGACAUCUAGGUAGAAAUCUUGAAUACUAUGUUCUUUUGAUCAUAAGGCCAGAGUUUCUUGACUUGAGCUCGCUGAAUUCCCUAAUAUUUUAAACAGGCUGAGAACGCACACACUGCCAUUUUGUAAAUCAGAAAAUUUUGCACAUUGCCUUUGUUCACUUGUUUGCUUUUCUUUGUAUGGUUUAACUUUGUUAAGGGAUUUUUUUUUUUUGG